AGACCCUGAUGGACACGAAGUGGGUGACCUCUGAGUUGGCAUGGACAACUCAUCCAGAGACGGGGUGGGAAGAAGUCAGCGGUUACGACGAGGCCAUGAACCCCAUCCGCACGUACCAGGUGUGCAACGUGCGGGAGGCCAACCAGAACAACUGGCUUCGCACCAAGUUCAUCCAGCGCCAGGACGUCCAGCGCGUCUACGUGGAGCUAAAGUUCACGGUGCGGGACUGCAACAGCAUCCCCAACAUCCCUGGCUCCUGCAAAGAGACCUUCAACCUCUUCUAUUAUGAGUCGGAUACGGAUUCUGCCUCUGCAAAUAGCCCUUUCUGGAUGGAGAACCCCUAUAUCAAAGUGGAUACAAUUGCCCCAGAUGAGAGCUUCUCCAAGCUGGAGUCUGGCCGUGUCAACACCAAGGUGCGCAGCUUUGGCCCUCUCUCCAAGAACGGUUUUUACCUGGCCUUCCAGGAUCUGGGAGCCUGCAUGUCCCUCAUCUCCGUCCGGGCUUUCUACAAGAAAUGCUCCAACACCAUUGCUGGUUUUGCUAUCUUCCCGGAGACUUUAACAGGGGCUGAGCCCACCUCGCUGGUCAUCGCGCCAGGCACCUGCAUCCCCAACGCAGUGGAGGUGUCUGUACCCCUAAAGCUGUACUGCAAUGGUGACGGCGAGUGGAUGGUACCUGUGGGAGCCUGUACGUGUGCCGCUGGAUAUGAGCCGACCAUGAAGGAUACCCAGUGCCAAG
This is a messenger RNA of Phaethon lepturus (White-tailed tropicbird), 738 nucleotides long. RefSeq names its product ephrin type-B receptor 3-like. Gene Ontology annotation, biological process: cell surface receptor protein tyrosine kinase signaling pathway; axon guidance; protein phosphorylation. The record is from RefSeq and is a predicted model, not a curated record. Gene Ontology annotation, molecular function: ATP binding; transmembrane-ephrin receptor activity; protein binding. Lineage: Eukaryota; Metazoa; Chordata; Aves; Phaethontiformes; Phaethontidae. The transcript has 2 exons. The annotation marks the transcript as partial. Gene Ontology annotation, cellular component: membrane; neuron projection.